AUGGCAUCCGCAGCAAGUCAAUUACAACAAAAAGUUCUUUCGUUUUGGUUUAAAGAUUUCAAAAACGGACAGAUACUUCCGCCUUCUUUUUUACAAUUUUGGUUCUCCGGUGGAGCGGUAGAUAUCGAAUGCAGAAAACAUUUUAGCAAAGAAUUGGAAGAUAUUUUUGAGAAAAGAAGUUAUGUUGAUGAAUUGAAAAAAACUCCAGAGGGAACCCUAAGUUUAACGAUCUUACUCGAUCAAUUUCCUCGUAAUAUAUUUCGUGGAACUGCAAGACCGUUUGUAGAUUUUGACCCACUCGCAUUGGAAAUUGCCAAAUAUUGUUUACAUCUUAAAUGGGAUGAAAAAUUGGAACCGAUUCAAAAAGUGUUCAUUUAUUUGCCACUUGAACAUUCAGAGAAAAUGGAAGAUCAGGAUCUCAGUUUACAAAAAUAUAAGUGUCUUGCUGAUACCGCCCCUGAGGUGCAUUCCGAGACGUUGAAAAGUUUCCUUGAUUACGCCGAAUCCCAUAGAAACAUAAUCAAACAAUUUGGUAGAUUUCCUCAUAGGAAUAAAUUUUUGGGGAGAAUACCUAAAAAAGAAGAGAUAGAUUUUCUUGAACAAUGUGGCGAAACAUUUGAUCCAUGA
Funneliformis geosporum is the source of this 627-nucleotide messenger RNA. The record is from the annotation of a GenBank genome assembly. NCBI's taxonomy places the organism in Eukaryota, Fungi, Glomeromycota, Glomeromycetes, Glomerales, Glomeraceae.